AUGUCAUGGUCUGGCCUCCGGGGCCUCAACAUAGCCCUGAGUUAUGGCCUACCCCUGAUCCCCUGGCUCUGGGCCACCUCCCUCAUAGCCACCCUGAAUCAGAUGCACUGGCCUCCAAAGUGGCCACUUCCAAAGCUGGACCCCACAAAAGGCCAGCCACAGCUGAAGGGUGUGGUUCUGCGCACAUUCAUUUGUAAACCCAAGAAGCCCAACUCAGCCAACUGCAAGUGCUGCUGCAUUCAGCUCAGCACAGGCUGUGAGGCCAUCUGCUUUAUCUCAGCAGAGGGCCACAGCCUGCAAGAGCAGCAUGUUGUGCUUGUGCAAGGUGGGUGCACCCAGGACCUGCCUGGUGUCAAGCUCAAGGUUGUGCAUGGCGAGUAUGACUGUGGCCAUGUACAGAAGAAGAAGUGA
Messenger RNA from Myotis myotis, 411 nucleotides. RefSeq names its product 28S ribosomal protein S12, mitochondrial-like. Gene Ontology annotation, biological process: translation. Gene Ontology annotation, cellular component: ribosome; small ribosomal subunit. NCBI's taxonomy places the organism in Eukaryota, Metazoa, Chordata, Mammalia, Chiroptera, Vespertilionidae. The transcript has 2 exons. Gene Ontology annotation, molecular function: structural constituent of ribosome. Bases 1 to 411 code for a protein of 136 amino acids. The record is from RefSeq and is a predicted model, not a curated record.